Molecule: messenger RNA, 3196 nt
Organism: Phymastichus coffea
Lineage: Eukaryota; Metazoa; Arthropoda; Insecta; Hymenoptera; Eulophidae
Product: U3 small nucleolar RNA-associated protein 25 homolog
Exons: 2
Coding region: 735-3128 (797 amino acids)
Biological process (GO): maturation of SSU-rRNA from tricistronic rRNA transcript (SSU-rRNA, 5.8S rRNA, LSU-rRNA)
Cellular component (GO): nucleolus; small-subunit processome
Molecular function (GO): rRNA binding; U3 snoRNA binding
Source: RefSeq, a predicted model, not a curated record
CCUCACCGUUGUCGUUGUGCGCUUAUGUUAUUGAUGCGCGCGCAACAUAUCACCAUGUUUCGGAGCGAGAAAGAGUUAAAGAGAGAAAAGGAAAGGAAAGAGUGAAAAUGGCCAAACUACAAUUGGCUAGAGAUAGUCAAAUAUCCCUAUAUCACGUUAAAGAUGCGACGAGGAAUAACGUCGCGUAUAUGUAUCCAUUACUACCACACUAAAGGAAUCCGUUUCUGCAGAUCUGCAAGCUAUUGCAAAUUUAACAUUUUUUAAAGGAUUAUAACGUACGUUAUGCUGUGACAAUCAAAAUGUAAUAUUAAAUUUUUACAACUUAAAUGUAACUUGCUGCAUAUAGUAGUCAUUUUAAUAGCGGGCUUUGACUUUUUGUUUGUUUAACAAUAACAACACUAGUUUGCGAUUGUUGCGUAACUCCAAUACCUUACUAAAUUUUUAAUACAAAACAAAUAUUGUUUGACGGUAUUUUAUGAUCCAGACUAAGCUUGAACCGUAAAAUAACUUGUAUUAUAUUUGCUCCUGAAUUGGACAGCCGAUAUUUGAGAAUAUGUCCUAAAAUUGGCACUACUUACACAGUAAACCUCAAUGUUACCAUCUUAUUCUGUAUUUACAAAUUCGCAGAUAACUUAACCUCAAAUAAACACACUUUCCAUGUGGAUAUGUUUAGUAAUUUAUCGUGAGGAUUUGGCUUGUAAGAUGAUACAAAUUUGUAUGUAAAACAGUAAGAAAUGCCACGUGGAAAAAAAUUUUCUCGUUCUCGGAAAGAGCCAGUGAAACGAAAGCGGAAACCAAAAUUCAACAUUAGAACUACUUCUUACAUCAAAGAAAGAGAAGCUAAAAAUGAAGAAAUUGAAAAUCGUCGCAAAGUUCUUGAAGAAUACAAAACAAAGCAACAAAUGUAUUAUAAUGAUACAUCGUCAGAAGAAGAGGAAGAUCCAAUGAAUGAUCUUCUUAAAACAUUUUCCGAUAACAAAACUUCUAAAACAGUCUCUGUAAUGUCUGAGUCUGAAAGCUCAGAUGACGAAGAAGUAGAAGAGGGUUUAACAAAACAUAAGUUAAUGGAUGAAAAUGAACAAGGAGAAGCUUGGAAAGAUGAAAUUAAUAGUGAAGGAGAAUUAGAUGAUGAAGAUUUAGAUAGUGAUGAUGUUGAUGAAAAUUUGGAUGGUAAAGUUGUAGUUGAAAAUUUUGAUGCAAAGAAUGGGAAUGUAAAUAAUAAAUUAAGUAAGAGGAAAACUAAAGAGGAAGAAGAAAUUGAAAUAGAAGUACCUGAGAAUAAUGAAGAAGAUGAUGAAACUGCUAGAGAAGAUGCUGGUCAUGUACGUGAUCCAUUUACCAUACAUUUUCGGAAUGAUUUAGAUCCAGAGUUGUAUCAAACGUUAACUACUGUACCUAUAUCUUUGAAAUCAGGAACAUUGAAAUGGUCAGUACUGGGCAAUGCUGUUUAUCAAAUACCACAAGUAAAAUCAAAAUUAGAUGAGCCAAUAGCAAAAAAAAUAAAAACUACUCUUCUUGACAAUAAAUGUUAUGCAGAGUAUGGUAAAGUUCCUCAGGUUAUAAAAAAAAUUGAUUUGAAUGAGUUAUAUGUAAAAUCUUCAAUACAAGGUAAUAUUACCAGAGCAAAUGAUGAAAAUAUAAAAGAUGAUUUGGAUACAGAUCCUAAACCACUGAGCCCUCUUCAGAAAGAAUUGUUUUCAAUAAUUAACAAUUAUCAAGAUUUACUCUAUGCAGAAAAAACAUUUGUUAAUGAAUCUCAAAUAAGAUUCAUCUAUUGUCUACAUGUGGUUAAUCAUAUACUUAAAAAUAGAACAAAGAUACUUCACCACAAUGCAAAGAUUCAGAAAGCAAAAUUAACAGACAUGGGUGAAAUUCCAGAGGAAUAUAGAGAUCAAGGACUUGUCAGGCCAAAAGUAUUAAUUCUUGUGCCAUUCAGACAUUCAUGUUUGAAGAUUGUAGAAAUACUUAUCUCAAUUUUUAUAGGUGAAGAUAAAGGUGGAUCUGUAAUCAACAAAAAGAGGUUUAUGGAAGAUUAUGGAGGUAGCAAGAUUAUUAUGCCUAAAAAAAAUCCAAAACCAGAAGAUUAUGAACAAACCUUUCAAGGAAAUACUGAUGAUACUUUUAAAAUUGGAAUAUCAAUUACCAAAAAAGCUUUGAAAUUGUAUUCAGAUUUUUAUUCAUCCGAUAUAAUAAUUUCAUCCGUUCUAGGAUUAAGAAUGACUAUUGGAGCUGAAGGAGAGGAAGAAAGAGAUUAUGAUUUUCUUGCUUCUAUAGAAUUAUUAAUCAUGGAUCAAAUGGAAAUCUUUUUCAUGCAAAAUUGGGACCAUCUUCUUCACAUUUUAGAACAUAUGCAUCUUCAGCCUAAGAAUUCUCAUGGUAUAGAUUUUGGGCGUGUAAGAAGUUGGUGUGUGAAUGGUUGGAGUAAAUAUUAUAGACAGACAUUGAUUUUUUCAAAUAUUCAUCUACCGGAAAUUCAUGGCAUAUUUAAUAAAAAAUGCUUCAAUUAUGCAGGAAAAGUAAAAGUAGUGAAUCCUACAUUGGUAGGCUCGGCUGCACAAGUUAUUCUUCAAAUACCACAAGUUUUUCACAGGUUUAAUGUGAAUGAUUAUUCUAAAGCUAUAGAUAUAAGAUUUGAAUUUUUCAUUACUAAAAUAUUACCACAGUACAGAGAUAGUAUUAUGAAUCAUACGUUAAUUUUUGUACCGUCUUAUUUCGAUUACGUAAAGCUUCGCAAUUAUUUCAGGAAAGAGGAAUUAAGCUUUGUGCAAAUUUGCGAAUACUCAAAACCGGCCAAAGUCGCGAGAGCCAGAGAUAUGUUCUUCCAUAGUGACGCACAUUGUCUUUUAUACACAGAACGUUUUCAUUUUUAUCACAGAAUACGUAUUAAGGGAAUCAGGCAUAUUAUAUUUUACGCUCCUCCAGCUUUUUCACACUUUUAUAGCGAGAUGUGUAAUUUGUUGCAAGAGGCUUAUCAAAAUCCUAAGUCUGGUUCAGCAAGCAACAUGACUGUUACCAUUAUCUAUUGUAAAUAUGAUAUUUUACCACUUUCGGCUAUUGUCGGUAGCGAAAGAGCAAGUAAAAUGGUAAACUCUGAGAAAACUGUACACAUGAUUAUGACGGAAAAAUAAUUAUUUGUAUAGUAUGUCUAUUUUGUACAUAAUAAACUGAUUUGGAUAAUAAAUAAUGUAUUUUUAUU